CUUUCCAAAAGCCAAAAAAAAGUAUGGAUUCGCUGUUUCUCUCUUUUUAAAAAAGCAAAAACUUCUUUGGGAUUCCAUCUCUCACUCUCUUCUCGCACCCGUCCACGUACUAGUCCCCCAUCCAACCCUCCACAUUUGUAUCGUUUGAUAGACAGUAUAUUUUGCAUUAAAGGAAGAAGAUUGUAGCUACUGCCACUGCAAGUCUCAAUCAAACAAGCAGCAGCAGCAUACAAACAGCUCAUCAGCACCACCCUUCGUCACUUUUUGUGUAUAUGGACUUUGUUUCCAUAUCAGCAGCAUCUAGACGAGCACCCACCGCCACUGCCACAGCCGCCCACAGCACUGCUUCUUCAUAUCACUCUUCGUCUGCACAGAGACAACACAAUGCAUCCAUCUCGUUUGUGCGAUGUCUCUAUCAAGCAAAGGCAAUAGUGCAAGAUCUCGAGCAUCUGCGCAGCUCGGCUCUUUUUAAGGGCCCAUCCGUGACGCCGCAAAUGAUCGUUUCCAUCCAGACAUACCUCGAUACCACCUUUAACAAGCUCGUUCGUCUCUGCAAAACCCUCCAAGCCAUUCUCAACCGCAUGUAUGCGCAGUCCUUAAUCAAUCGUGAACGGUACCAGUCCUUCAAAGCCGAUAUCGUGUCUGAAUGGAGACGUGCCACCCAUAUUCGUCUUACUAUGACAAACUUGUUGCAUCGUGCCCGUCGCCAGCAGGCAAAUUUGUUGCCGCCUCUCUCGACAACAACAACUACUUCAUCAUCUCGAUCACCAUCACUACUCAUUACCCAAGAUGAUCGCGGCUACGACGAAGACAACGAUAUAUAUCAUCCCUCAUUUUCUGUCAUACACACACACACACACUCUCUCUCUUUCGAUUUUUAACAAAAAGAAUCGAUGUAGGUAACUUGGUUUGGGGAAGACUUUGUUCGUUUACGUUCUUUUUCGUUCUUCAAAUAUGCUUUUUUUGUUCCUCCUCUUGAUCUGUACAUAGGACAAAAUUCCUUCUUUUUGUUUCCACGGAAAUGUUCGCUACUUCU
This is a messenger RNA of Zychaea mexicana, 1036 nucleotides long. RefSeq lists its product as uncharacterized. The transcript has 2 exons. The record is from RefSeq and is a predicted model, not a curated record. The coding region runs from base 273 to 881 and encodes 202 amino acids. Lineage: Eukaryota; Fungi; Mucoromycota; Mucoromycetes; Mucorales; Lichtheimiaceae.